This is a messenger RNA of Rotaria sp. Silwood1, 426 nucleotides long. NCBI's taxonomy places the organism in Eukaryota, Metazoa, Rotifera, Eurotatoria, Philodinida, Philodinidae. The record is from the annotation of a GenBank genome assembly.
AUGGGCAAUGGUAACAGUAGUGCGAUUACAAUUAAUCUUGAUCGAAAUAAUUCGCUUUAUUUUUCUGAUGAAACUGUAUCUGGAACAAUUGAUUUAAAUAUCAGACAAGGAAAACUAAAAGCAGAUGAAAUAUACAUAAUCCUGAUGGGUGAAAUUGGUAAUACAACAAUGCCAGUUUUUUCACAUAGUAACUCUGGAUUCUUAGCACGAUCAUCAGUAAAACCUAAAUAUCAUCAUAUUCCAUUUUAUUCUGCUAAAGUUAUUAUUGUUCCACCUGUUAGACAAAAAAAAUUAAUUUUUGGUCAAGGACAAUAUUCAUGGCCAUUUGAUAUUCCAUUAACUGAUUAUCUUCCACCAACUUUCGAUGAACCACAAUCAUUUCCUCAUGUUCGAUAUUAUUUACAAGUUGUUAUAGAUAAACCAUGA